This is a messenger RNA of Anarrhichthys ocellatus (wolf-eel), 3122 nucleotides long. It is a transcript of the gene itfg1, whose product is annotated as integrin alpha FG-GAP repeat containing 1. The transcript has 18 exons. NCBI's taxonomy places the organism in Eukaryota, Metazoa, Chordata, Actinopteri, Perciformes, Anarhichadidae. Bases 232 to 2019 code for a protein of 595 amino acids. Gene Ontology annotation, cellular component: plasma membrane. The record is from RefSeq and is a predicted model, not a curated record.
GUAAACGAGGACACUCUAGUGUCGCAUUGUGUAACGCAAACCUUAUCCUGGUGCAUUUAUUCCACCUCUUUCUAAUACAAUACAUUCAGCUGAGCGGCUAUGUAAAUUAUAAAAUAAUAUUUAAUCUAUAACACCAUUUAAUCGAACGAAGCUGCUAUUUCACUAUGCCAUAAAGCGGUGUGCCGUAAUACAGUUAGUGUUGUGAGGAGCUGCACCUGCACUAGAGGGAGGAUGUGGAGAUUCAAAUUCAAUAUUUGGGCAUUUUUGUUACUUUUUGUGGGACAGUAUAGCGCAUUUGCUCUUCAAGAUGUAACGGCCGAACUUUUCGGUUCCGAAAAUUAUGGGACGGUGGCGGCGUUUGGAGAUUUUUAUGCGGAUAAACAGACAGACAUCUUCAUCAUCAGAGGACAGGCUGAACUGGUGAUCUUGUUGGCUGACUCGAAAACACCUUACUUCAAGCCCAAAGUUAACAUCUCAAAGGACAUUUUCCCGAGGGACACCGUCAUCACCAGCGUGGUUCCUGGGGACUAUGACGGAGACUCCCAGAUGGAUGUCCUCCUUACAGCUCAGAUCCCGACCUCCAAGAUGACAACUGUGUUCAUCUUUUGGGGGAACAACCAGACAUUAGAUGUGAGUGGGCGGCUCAUGCUGAACAAGACCUUUACAGAUCAACCUCUUGUUAUGGAUUUCAAUGGGGACAUGAUCCCGGACAUUUUUGGAGUCACCAAUAAUCCGAAUACACCCCUGCUCACCGAAGUGUGCUAUCUCACCAAAAGGGUUCCUGUGUGGGGGAAAGCACUGAGUUCAUCUGUCAAUAUGCGCAACCCUCACUCCAACGCUUUCAUUGACCUCAACAAGGACUUCACCGCUGAUUUGUUCCUGACAACUGAAGGGCCUAAGUUUGAGACCUGGAUCAGUAAGGACGGGAACUUCACCAGAGAAGAAGUCAUGCCGUCAGAGCCACCAGCCAAGAUUAUCGGACAGUCCUCCUUCGUCGACUUCGAUGGCGACGGCUACCAGGACCACCUCCUCCCCGUGUGUCUGGAUGCCUCCUGUCAACGCAGUGCCAUCUACAUGGCCAAGUCUGGCUCAAAGGAGUGGGUGCCAGUGCUGUUGGACUUCCAGCGGAGGGAAACGAUUUGGAGCUUUGUGCCAGAGAAACCCAGCCAACCCCUGGCCCUGCACUUCGGGGACUACAACCUGGACGGCUUCCCUGACGCCCUGGUGGUCCUCCGCAACACCAGCGGCAGUGCUCAGCAGGCCUUUCUGUUGGAGAACGUGCCCUGUAACAACGCCAGUUGUCAUCGUGUUGGGAGGAUGUUCCAAGUCCUCUGGGACCAGUCAGAUUUGGGAGCCAUCCAAAAUGCCGUCAUGGCAACGUUCUUUGACAUCUACGAGGACGGUAUAUUAGACAUGCUGGUUCUAAGCCAGGCAGAGGGCAAAAAAGACUUGAUCAUCCACGCUUUGAAGAACAAUUACGAAGCCGAUGCCUACUUCGUUAAAGUGAUGGUGCUCAGCGGCCUCUGCUUCAAUGACUGUCCAGAAGAUGUCAAGCCUUUUGGUGUUAACCAGCCAGGUCCCUAUGUCAUGUACACCACAACGGACGACAACGGCAACCUGAAGAACGCCUCAGCCGGUCAGUUGAGCCAGUCGGCUCACUUCUCCCUCCAGCUGCCCUACACUGUGCUGGGCCUCGGACGGAGCGCCAACUUCCUGGAUCACCUAUUCGUCGGCAUCCCCCGGCAGCCUGGAGAGACGGAAAUAAGGAAGAAGGAGUGGACGGCCAUCAUCCCCAACUCUCAGCUCAUCGUCAUCCCCUUCCCACACAACCAGCCCCGCAGUUGGAGCGCUAAGUUGUACCUCACUCCUAGCAACAGCGUGUUGCUGACGGCCAUCGCGCUGAUCGGAGUGUGCGUCUUCAUCCUCGUGUUUAUUGGCAUCCUCCACUGGCAAGAGAAGAAAGCGGACGACCGGGAGAAGAGGCAGGAAGCCCACCGCUUCCAUUUCGAUGCCAUGUGAAGGAGGAGAACUGAAUCAUGGGAGAUCGUCAUCUCUCCGCCUACGUCUCACCCUCCUUCCCCCGUCACACACACAUUUUCUCUCAUUUCAAGGGCCAAUAAACUGAUCCUCAUUUUUGCCCCAAAACGUUUCUUUUUGAUAUUUCUCAGUCCUUCAGUCAGAUGUGAAAUAUUAAUGUUCCAUUUCAUUUAUUCAUUCCGGUGUUAGAUGUUCAGGAGCUCCAACAAAUCCUCAUGGAGAUAAAGCAGGGAUUUCUUUGAACCGGCUGUAGCAUGAUGGUCCGUGGUGUUUAUUAGAGGAUCAUUUUGAAAAUAUGACACAGAUUUCUGUUGAAACGUCCGACAAUUGACUCCAAUAUUGUAAGCUGUUUGUUUAUUCACUGGAAGGGAAAGCACCUUUGGCACCGAGUGUUUAAAAUGUGUAAUGUUACUUGAAAUCCGUGUCUGUCUUUUUCCUUUUAUUGAGAUAUAGUUAAGAAAUUCUUCAGAUUUUAUGACCUGUGAAAUUAAACUGUGUUCUGUGAUAUCAAUCUCAGCCUUGCAACCGCAGCAGCAACUGGUUGCAAAGUGAACACGAUAUACGGACACACGGAGCUUUGUGAUUCUGUGGAACAUCGCUCUGCUACCAAUCUCACCGAAACACGAUGAAUUGCCUUCUGGUCUGCUGAGUGCAAAUUUGUCUUUUUGUCAGUUGAUCGUAUCACAGUGCGUCAUCGGAGUGCCAAAAAGGGGGAAAAAAGAGUUUCUGUGUUGCAUCCUGCUAAUUUCUAAUGCUCCUGCAUUGAGGUUCAGCAAAUAGUCUCAACAACCGGUCACAUUUUGAACUACUGAAUAAGGCACAGUUCACUCCAGACGGGGUUUUCAUUUACGUUGUCUUUUUUUUCAUAAAGUUAAUCCGGCGAAGCGCUUUAGUGUGUUCAGAUAUUUAUUUCACUAGAAUGAGCUCAUGCCUUUCCAAGCGGUUUGCACUUUUAAACUAAUAAUUAAUUGCGGGUUGUGUGUAAUUUAUUUCAUUUUGGCGAUUUGUUCAACAAAUGAAUGUUCAAGCUACUAAAUGUGUUUACUUGCUGAGGUUGAGAAUAAAGGUUUUCCUGCUUAAAUUAA